CCCAGUCUCAGCUAUGUCUUUAUCAGCAGUGUGAAAGCAGACUAAUCUAGCAGCCAAAAUGGUAACCCCUUGUUCCCACACAACGGUUGUGUAUGGUUACUUGGCAAAUAUCAAUCCAAUGUCCACAACCAAGGAGGAUUUUGCAAGGGGAUUUUAUUACUUGUAACAACUAAGAAGAAAUUUCCCAACUUGCUUGUCUUCUUGGAAGAUUCCUCCUCAUGUCCCAAAAUCUUCUGGGCCAGAACCUCUACUCAAUAUAACAAAUAAUGGAGUGCCCUUUGUUCCACUGCAAACAUUUACAGAUGAGGAAAUGAUGAUAAAGAGUUCGGUUAAUAAAUUUGCUCAAGAACAACUUGCACCUUUGGUUUCAACCAUGGAUGAAAAUUCAAAAAUGGAGAAAUCAGUAAUACAAGGAUUAUUUCAACAAGGGUUGAUGGGUAUUGACGUUGACCCGAAAUAUGGAGGUACAGGAGCUUCAUUUUUUUCCACUGUGCUCGUGAUAGAGGAGUUAGCCAAAGUGGAUGCAUCUGUGGCUGUCCUUUGUGAGAUCCAGAACACACUAAUUAACGCACUGAUUAUAAAAUUUGGAACAGAAGAACAAAAGGCCACCUAUUUGCCUCAGCUCACUACAGAAAAAAUAGGAAGUUUCUGCCUUUCGGAGGCUGGAGCAGGUAGUGACUCAUUUGCUUUGAAGACCAGAGCUGAUAAAAAGGGCAAUUAUUAUGUCCUCAAUGGGUCAAAGUUGUGGAUCAGCAGUGCUGAGUAUGCAGGGCUCUUUCUGGUGAUGGCGAAUGUAGACCCUACCAUUGGAUAUAAGGGAAUUACCUGCUUCUUAGUAGAUCGUGAUACUCCAGGCCUUCGUAUAGGAAAACCCGAAAACAAAUUGGGGCUCAGAGCUUCUUCCACCUGUCCAUUAACAUUUGAAAAUGUCAAGGUUCCAGAAACCAGUGUCUUGGGACAAAUUGGACAUGGCUAUAAGUAUGCCGCAGGGGGUCUUAAUGAAGGUAGGAUAGGAAUUGCUGCACAGAUGCUGGGACUAGCACAAGGAUGUUUUGACUACACUAUUCCAUAUAUUAAAGAAAGGAUACAAUUUGGCAAAAGACUAUUUGAUUUUCAGGGCCUCCAACACCAAGUGGCUCACAUGGCCACCCAGCUGGAAGCUGCAAGAUUACUAACAUACAACGCUGCUAGGCUUGUAGAAGCUGGAAGGCCAUUCAUAAAAGAAGCAUCAAUGGCCAAAUACUAUGCAUCAGAGAUUGCAGGACAAGUAACGAGUAAAUGUAUCGAGUGGAUGGGGGGAGUCGGCUACACCAAAGAUUACCCUGUGGAAAAAUACUUCCGAGAUGCAAAGAUCGGUACGAUAUAUGAAGGAGCUUCCAACAUCCAGUUGAACACCAUUGCAAAGCACAUCAAUGCAGAAUACUGAUGUCCAUGAGAGUGGGAUCCCUCCCCGGUGUCACUACUGUAAAAUUUCAGACUGUUGUGCCUUGUUAGGAGUAUGUGCCUUGUAUGGGAAUAAACUUCCACAGUGUUGAUGGAUUUUAUUGAAGCCCUUAGUCAGGGUUUUGGGGGUUGACCUUUUUGUUUUUCUCUUUUCAGGCUGCUUAACUUAGGCAUGGAGAUCCGCUUUUAAACUUGGGACAUACACACCUAUAUUUUUUCCAAAACUGUUUUUAAAGUUCUAUACACAUGUAUUUUUCUUAAUUUGAGACAGAGUCUCACUCUGUCACCCAGGCUAGAGCGCAAUAGUGCCAUCUCAGCUCACUGCAGCCUCGACUUCCU
Messenger RNA from Cebus imitator (Panamanian white-faced capuchin), 1782 nucleotides. It is a transcript of the gene ACADSB, whose product is annotated as acyl-CoA dehydrogenase short/branched chain. Gene Ontology annotation, molecular function: flavin adenine dinucleotide binding; acyl-CoA dehydrogenase activity. The coding region runs from base 311 to 1426 and encodes 371 amino acids. The transcript has 11 exons. The record is from RefSeq and is a predicted model, not a curated record. Lineage: Eukaryota; Metazoa; Chordata; Mammalia; Primates; Cebidae. Gene Ontology annotation, cellular component: mitochondrion.